AUGGAGGAAAUUCAGAAGCAAUGGGGCUGGAAGAAUAAAGGGAUCCUGCAAUAUCUAACCAUGUUGUUUGUAUGGAAAGCAGUUUCUGGGCAGAUUCGCUAUUCCAUUCCUGAAGAGAUACAGAAAGGCUCUUUUGUGGGGAAUAUUGCAAAGGAUCUAGGAAUGGAUGGAAAGCACCUUUCAGAACAUGGACUGCGGAUUGUUACCAGGACAGGUACGGUUCAGUAUUUUGCUUUGAACUCCAACAGUGGCAUUUUGCAAACUUCUGAGAGAAUAGACAGAGAGGCAAUCUGUGGACAGGCAGAGAAGUGCACCUUAACGUUUCAGGUUAUUAUUGAGAGUAAAUUAAAGAUUUAUGGAAUAGAAGUGGAAAUUACAGAUGUAAAUGAUAAUGAUCCUCAAUUCCCUCCAUGGGAAGAGGAACUUGAAAUCAGUGAGGCAUCUACAUUGGGGUCUCGUUUUGACCUUCCUCAGGCUGAAGAUCCAGACUUGGGUAUAAAUUCAAUACAAAGCUACCAUCUCACAGGGAGCAACCAUUUUUCUCUGAAAGUUCAAAUGGAAGAAAGUGGCAUUAGACAUACUGAGAUGGUUUUGGAAAAAGCUCUGGACCGAGAGGAGCAAUCGGUUUAUGAUCUAAUCCUCACAGCUUCUGAUGGAGGAGAUCCUGUGCGAUCCGGCACUGCUCGAAUCCACAUCGUCAUUCUCGAUGCCAAUGACAAUGCGCCAGUUUUCAGCCAGUCUGUCUAUGAAGUAACUGUCAUGGAGAAUAUUCCUAAAGGGUCCACAAUACUUACAGUAAGAGCAGUCGAUUUGGAUGAAGGAAUUAAUGGGGAAAUAAAAUAUUUAUUCCAUAAAAUUACAAAUAAGAUUUUCCAAACAUUUCUCCUUAACUCUACAACAGGAGAAAUAACUCUGGGUGGAAACCUUGAUUAUGAGGAAUCUUCCUUCUAUGAAUUUGAGGUGCAAGCUAAAGAUGGGGGAGGCCUGAGUGACAAAUCAAAGGUGGUGAUUUUCAUUUCGGAUGUGAAUGACCAUGUGCCUGAAAUAGAAGUAACAUAUCUCAUCAAUGACAUCCUUGAGAACUCACCAGUUGGAACUGUUGUUGCCAUUCUAUAUGUGCAAGAUAGUGAUUCUGGAAUUAACGGGGAGGUCACAUGCUCCAUAGAGCCAAGCCUCCCUUUUCAGCUGAAAAAAUCCAUGGAUAACUUUUACAGUUUGGUGACAGACAAAGUGUUGGACAGGGAGCAAGUGGCUUCCUACAGUAUCACCCUCACAGUUACUGAUCAUGGAGUUCCUCCUCUUUCUACAGCCACUGUCCUACUACUAAGCCUUUUAGACACAAAUGACAAUCCUCCCCUCUUUGCAGAAUCGGCCUACAAAUCAUAUCUCCUAGAGAAUAAUUUGAGGGGAGCCUCCAUCUAUUCCUUUAGUGCAAAUGAUCCUGACUGGGAAGAGAACUCCAGAAUAACAUAUUCCAUCAUGGAAGGACAUGAUCAGUCUCUUCUCUCAUCAUAUCUCUCCAUUAAUUCUGAGACUGGUGUUGUCUAUGCGUUGAGCUCUUUUGACUAUGAAGAGCUCCAGGAGCUUAAUUUCUGGGUUAAGGCCCAAGAUGGAGGCUCUCCACCACUCAGCUCCAAUGUCUCAGUUACUCUCUUCAUUCUGGAUCAGAACGACAAUGCCCCAGAAAUCCUGUACCCUUCCACUCCCACUGAUGGCUCCACUGGGAUAGAGCUGGCCCCCCACUCUUCUGAGCCAGGUUACCUGGUCACCAAAGUGGUGGCCGUGGAUGCAGAUUCCGGCCAGAAUGCCUGGCUCUCCUAUCAGCUGCUGAAGGCCACAGAGCCAGGGCUCUUCACCAUAGGGCUCCACACUGGCGAGAUCCGGACGGCCCGUCCCUUUCUGGACAAGGAUGCUCUCAAGCAAAGCCUGGUGGUUUUAGUGAAGGACAGUGGGCAGUCCCCCCUCUCUGCCUCAGUCACAGUCACUGUGGUGCUGUCCGACAGCAUCCCUGAGGUACUGACUGACCUGAGCAGCAUCUCCGCCCCUGCAGACCCCCAGUCCGACCUCACCGUCUACCUAGUGGUUGCUGUGGCUUUUGUCUCCUGUUUGUUUUUCACCUUCCUCCUUGUGUUGCUGGCACUCAGACUUCACAGGUGGAGAAAUUCACAGUUGUGUGAUUCUGGGAGCUUGAAUUUCACUGGAGUCCCAGUUUCACAAUUUGUGGGGAUUGAUGGAGUCCGAGCGUUUCUUCACUCCUAUUGCCAAGAGGUUUCUCUCACCACAGAUUCUAGGAAAAAACAUUUUUCUGUUUAUUUCCAAAUUUAGAAUUGCACAUCAUACGUUGUACCUUUCCAGAUAGUUUCCUCUUUAGACAAUUACUUCAAACUUCUUACAGAUAGUUAUCUUGACAGAGAAAGGACUCCAGAAUAUAAUAUUACAAUCACAGCGACAGACAAAGGCAUUCCUCCUCUCUCCACACACAAAACCAUCUCUCUACAGAUCUCAGAUAUCAACGAUAACCCUCCAGCCUUUGAAAAGUCUUCCUAUACUGUCUACGUGCCAGAGAACAACCCAUCCGGAGCUUCCAUUUUCAGGGUCAAGGCCUCUGACCCCGAUGUGGAUCACAAUGCCCGAGUUGCUUAUUCCAUCCUCAGGAGCAACAUUGAAGACCUGCCGCUCUCCUCUUACGUCUCAAUUAAUUCUGAGACUGGCACCAUUUAUGCGCAGCGCUCCUUCGACUACGAGCAGUUCAGGGAGUUUCAGAUUCAAGUGCGGGCCCAGGAUGGAGGCUCCCCAUCCCUCAAUGGCAGUGCCACAGUGAGAGUGUGUAUUCUGGAUAGGAAUGAUAACACUCCGCAGAUCCUCUAUCCUUCCCAAGCAACAGAAAGCUCGUCCUUCUUUGAGAUGGUGCCUCGGAUGGCGGAGUCAGGUUAUGUGGUGACCAAGGUGGUGGCCGUGGAUGCUGACUCUGGACACAAUGCCUGGCUCUCUUUCCACCUGCUGCAGGCCACGGAGCCCUCGCUUUUCACCAUUGGGUCCCACACAGGAGAGAUCAAAACCGCCCGAGCAUUACUGGAGAGGGAAGCUGUGAAGCAGAGACUAGUCAUUAUGGUGAAGGAUAACGGAGAGUCUCCUCUGUCAGCCACCGUGACCCUUAACCUCGUCUUUGCUGAGAAUUUCCAGGAGGCUCUUCCGGAAAUGAACACCCAGCCCAGUGAGUCAGAAUAUCAGCCUGAUCUCCAGUUUUACUUGGUGCUGGCCUUGGCCCUGGUGUCCUUCCUUUUCCUUGUGACAGUAACACUGACCAUUGUGAUGAAACUCCGACGGUCAAGGAACCCCACGCUUCUUCAGUGCUUUAUUCCUGAUGCAAAGACGGGAGCCGUUUUCCCCCCUAAUUAUGAAGAUGGGACUUUGCCAUAUUCAUACCAGGUCUGCUUAUCUUCUGAAUCUCGGAGAAACGAGUUAACUUUCCUGCAGCCCACUGCGCAAGUGGCAGAGAAUAUCUUCUGCAAUGUCAAAUCUGAUGUUUCUCUGAUGUUGAAUGGUGAAAACAAUUUGGAUGAUGUAACAGAGAAUGAGGAGAGGAUAUUGCGGGUCAGCACAGAAGAGGGAGAGCAUCCAGAUGUUAUUGCCGAGGCAGCACUCAAGCUGAGAGGGCCAAAAAGAAAAGGGUGCGUCAAUCUGCCGCCUGAGAUAUUGUAA
This is a messenger RNA of Eublepharis macularius, 3702 nucleotides long. Its product is annotated as protocadherin gamma-A6-like. The transcript is spliced from 4 exons. Gene Ontology annotation, molecular function: calcium ion binding. Gene Ontology annotation, biological process: homophilic cell-cell adhesion. Gene Ontology annotation, cellular component: plasma membrane. NCBI's taxonomy places the organism in Eukaryota, Metazoa, Chordata, Lepidosauria, Squamata, Eublepharidae. The record is from RefSeq and is a predicted model, not a curated record.